GCAAGCACAACUUGGCAGGUUUUAUUGUCGUCAUGCAUACCUAACCAUUCAUUAUCACCAAAUUUAUUACCCGGCUAAUGGGACAUCAUUUUGUCCUAUUGCUAAUUAUAUGAAUAGAGGUCAUGCAAAAUUAGUUGCUGAGUGAUUUAACUAAUUAUUUGCUUGUGUACUCCUCCUUUGUGUGUGUGUGUGAUGAGGAAAUUAACAAAUAUAUAAUAAUUACUGUUGCAGAACAGUAUGUGUUAGUGAUUCACAUACAAAUAAUCAUGAAAUCUAAUUGGAUAAAGAUAAAAGUGCUUGUGAUUUUGAACUUGUCAUUAACAUGUGUUUCAAGUCAAAAUGUUGUGACUAAUGGACUUAUUUCAGAGCUUCUGCCAAGGUCUGAAGAGAUGGAGAUGAUGAUGCAGAAGGCACUCUCCAAAAACACUGUCCUCUACAAAGCCAUGAUGCAGAGCAACAAUAUUCUCCCAGCAGAUGGCCCUAGCACGCAGUCCAAGGUUCCUCUGGGAGUGUUCACAAAGUCUAUGUGGAGCUCAGACGCCAAACUGCUGGAUAACCAAGAGGGGAAAUAUUUUAUUAGUAUAAUCUCUAGUGCAGUCACAGACAAAGCAAGUGACAAAUUAGCACUGAAAACUUCAAACUCUCAAACUGAACCUAUAUCUUGGUUGAACAAUGCAAAUAUAUCUACAGCAGAUGGUGUGUACAUAUCAAUGGAUCGACUAAAUAGAAAGAGGCGCCAAGUAAAGCGUGAAAAUAACGGCAGGGUUUUUCUACUUGCAAACACAAACUUACCAAGGAAUGAAACAGUGGAUCUAGACAAAUUCAAGGGUGAAGUGGUAAUGGUGCUUCCUCAGCAUUACAAUGUUAACAAUAGCAGUCAAAACUCCUCCGAAGUUACACAACAUCUGGUUACCGUAGAAACAUUCAAGAGCGUUCGCGACAUAUUGAAAGCCAUGCAGGAGAACAACAGCAUCCCUAAGACUGUUCUGAGUGAAGUGCUACAGCGGCAACCAGCCAUCCAGAAAAUACCAGAUCUCAAUAGCGUAGAACUGGGGGCACUUGUUUCAGACAAUCCAAAAAUGGAUAUUGGGUUCUCCUCACCACAGGAUGGCAACAAAGUCACUCUAACAACAGAGCAGCUUAGAGUCAUUUUAAGUGCUUUGCUUAGGGUCAGCAGUUCAAAACUGCCUACAGAAAGUACAUCACAACCUGUCCAUAGCCAGCAACCUCAGGAGGAUAACCAUGGAAACAUUGGUCCAGUGCCAAAUCUAAACACCAGAAGCAGCCAACCAAUUACAAGGCAGCCACAAAGUAAUAAUGAGCGGUCCGUACAACGGCAACAAACACAGCAUACUCUCCCAGUUAGUCAACCUCUGCCCAGAGUGCAAGCCAGCAUCCCACAGUUCACUCAACCAAUGCAUACGCAACCGCCAAUAAGGCCACAAAACAUACCAGACCAAGGGAACAACAUGGUGAGAUUCAUUCAGCAAUCUCAGUCCACUGGUCAAAGUCCUUCAUCUGUCCCAAAUACUAUUCAGCCACAGCUUACCAUGCAAAGACCCACAAGCAGUCAAAGAAUAAUCUCAAGCCCUGGUAAUGCACCACAGCGCCCCUUGGUGCGGACUGCCACUAGCAGCAACAUGUUGGGCCUCUCACAUCAGUCCCCCUCCCAGCCAGGGACGACCAGGCUUCAGCAGCAGUCCUCACAGCGUGGCGUCAUACAGCAACGACGCUCACAACCUCAGCAGCCCUCAGGACCCCCCGACCCAUUCACCUCCCGGUUCCACUCUGGUUUCCAGCAGGGAUCAACCUUGCUUGUUCAGCCUGCCAUGGACUUCUCACCACCAGGCGCCAGUCAAGGAGCCCCAAAUAUGCCCUUCCCGGGGCCCGCACCUUUCGGGUUUGAACCUCCAGGCAUGGGGACAUUUGGACCAGUAUUUGAUCUACCCUUUCUCGGUCAAACCAUGCUCUAAGAAAAACUUAAGCAAUGAUUGGUUGGAAAAGUAUGCAAAGAAUAUCUAUAGGUUUACUUGUACAUGUAUUAUGAAGUGAUUUAUAUGAUCUAUAACAAUUACAUACAUAUGUAUAUUAUGGUAAAUUUAGUACAAGUUUACUGAUACUGCAAAGUCAUUUUCAGAACAUACACUUGACAUACAUAUGUAUUGUAUUGUACAUUAAGUAUAUGUUUACUUGUACUACAAAGUCAUUUAAAUAAUCUGUAACAAUUGACACACAUAUGAAUUGUUGUGUGCAUUUAUUGAUACAUAAUAAAAAUACCAGUUAUAAAGGCCCUAUACAGGUGACAAAUCCAAUUAUUAUGCAUAUAAACUGGUCUAAAUUUUACUGGAUUUCAGAUAUUCUUGCAUAAAAAAUGCUAAUAACACAGCUGAGGGGUAACGUUGUCAAGAAUUAUGGAGGAUAUACCUGUUUCAUAAUUGGAAGAAAUGUUUACAACUUUGCAACUAGGUGUAGCCUAAUUUAAGCGGUGACGUAAGCUAAAAAUAGCCGAAAUAAAAUUCUAUUGUAAUUCUAUUUUAAACAACUUUUUACCAGCAGAAAGUAACUUAUUAAAUCACUACAAACGUUUUAACCAUUUAAAAGAGACUACUUUGUGAGUGAUACCGGAAAACGUUGAAAAUCAACGAUAUAUUUUUGGUGACCUGAGUCACUUUUACUUUCACUUUCCUGAGAAAAUAAAUAAACUGAGUGUUUGUAAACACAAUUGACUUGGAGGACACUGUAUUUUGAGCUCAAAACAAGUUAUAUUGCUCAUUUUUUAUGGUAAUGUCCAAUAGCAUAUAUAGCUAUAUUGUUUUUUGAUAACCUUUAUAAAUAAAAUUUGAAAAAAAUAAUUACGGAUCGUCACCUUUAUAGGGCCUAGGUUAUAAUGUUUAGAUAGUACUCCCUUGUUAGUUAAAAGCCAAUAUUUGCCUUAUUCCAAAGUGUUGCAGCAGUGUUAUCACAAAUGUAUCAUGGAUUUGGAAACCAAAUUAUGUUAUUGAACAGGUCAUGAUAAUUAUAACCAAAUUAAACAAGUAUUUUCCUAUAUAAUUAUUUGUUUAAUCAUUAAUUUCAAGUAAAACAACUACGUUUAAAAAAGUUCAUCAUAACUCUGAAACAUGUCCGCAUAUUCUAAAACAAUUUUACAAAGCUUGUGUCCCUUAUAUUUAACACCGCAGUAAAUACCAUCAUCAUUUUAUCAUUUAUCAAUAACCAUUACCCCUACCACUUGCUCUUAUGUGUAUUAUUUUGCCUCAUUCUGGCAAAACUGGACUCAAUGCAUGUGUGUAAAGUGUCGUCCCUGAUUGCUCAAUGCAUGUGUGUAAAGUGUCGUCCCUGAUUGCUCAAUGC
This is a messenger RNA of Dreissena polymorpha, 3351 nucleotides long. RefSeq lists its product as uncharacterized. Lineage: Eukaryota; Metazoa; Mollusca; Bivalvia; Myida; Dreissenidae. The coding region runs from base 267 to 1973 and encodes 568 amino acids. The transcript is spliced from 3 exons. The record is from RefSeq and is a predicted model, not a curated record.